Molecule: messenger RNA, 1633 nt
Organism: Trematosphaeria pertusa
Lineage: Eukaryota; Fungi; Ascomycota; Dothideomycetes; Pleosporales; Trematosphaeriaceae
Exons: 2
Coding region: 215-1477 (420 amino acids)
Source: RefSeq, a predicted model, not a curated record
CGCACAUUCAAUGCGCAAACUUUUAUUGUGCGCUUUGAACUAUUGUUAUAGUGGGGCGUCGCUUCCAGCUGCCCAGUCCCAUAAUCGCGCCUUCACUCGCCCAAAGCGACUGCGACUUCAUGAACCAGCCUCACUAUAUACUUCAACACGACUGCCGCAACUUAACCACCAUUAUUUUGCAACCUCUCCAAACUUUCUCCAUUAAUCCUUCAAAAUGGGCAAGCGAACCUACACGCGACGGAGCAUGACUAUGGCUCCUUCUGAGCACGAUUCACCACCCGACGAUAGCUUCAGCCGCAAACGCCGCAAGUCCAACCACCCGACUAGCUCUGAGCCGCAAUCUCGUUCUGUCUCCUCGAUCUCUUCAAGCACACAACCGCACCAGAUGCCUAAGUCGAAGAAGUUCGCUGGACCGAUAUCGCUGCCUGCCGACGAGAUGGAUGUGGACGAGGUUCAGAAGCCGGACCCGUUUAAGGGCCUGAUUGAUCACUACAAGGCCAAAGGCGGACACUAUCCUCCCCGCGCGCAAGAAUCCCUGCAUGGCGGCCGCAAGAACUUUGACCAUCUUAUGCAGGCGAAGAAAGCGCCUCGACCCGCCGUUUCCACCAAAGGCUGCGGGUCCGGCAAUGGCCGCGAGGGGAAUGGCAUCAAUGGAUAUGGGAAGGCACCACAAAACCAGGGAUCAGACAUCAGCAAGCCGACUAUGACCACAUCCGUCCGCGGCCCCGACGAAACAUCGGAGACUUCCAAACGCUUUGCCCGUGUGGUCAAGAACGCGCCGAAGCGAGCGUUCCUACUGAGGGAGAAGGAAUACACUUCACCGGAGACCCCAGCGCCGUCGAGGGACCUGUUCCGCAAACGUAUGGGACAAGACUCAAAGGAAGCUAAGCUGUGGGCUGAGAACCAAUCCAAGUCACCGUUGUUGCGUCUGCCCGCUGAUGUCCGCCAACGCAUCUAUGAGUAUGCGCUCGGCGGAAACACGAUCCUGAUCGGGUUCCAGACCUAUGAUAAUUCGGAGAACAAAGACGGCUCCGCAAAAUCGGUCCCCAUCUUCAAAUAUCACUGCGAGGUGAUGACAGGGCGCCGCAACCCUUUUGUCGAUUACAUGAGACCGAAACCCGAGACGUCGAAGGGCUUCACACUGCUCAACGCAGUCUCUCGACAGCUCUAUCUCGAGACCUCCGUUUUCCCAUACAAGCUGAAUAGGCUGGCAUUCGAGUCUCAUAACGUCAUGUUCAACUUCCUCGCUAUGGAGCCGCGCCUUACGCGGAAAGAGCGCGAGGCAAUCGUCGAGCUGGCUUUGUGGGACCAACUGCCAUCCGCGAAUCUCCUGGCACUUCUGCCUAACCUCAAGAAGGUACAGUUUGCCGGAGCAGCGCCAUUCCGAGGAUGGUACCGUAAGAUCGAGGGGCACAAGGGGGCGAUGCUGAUCAAGGAGAUAAACGUCGCUGCAAAACCCACGACCAGUAAGGUAUGAGGCGCGUAAAGAAUUGGAAGAGGGCGCGAUGGGUAACUUGGCAAUGGUAUCGGCUAGCGCUGCACUGUUCCCUACGCACCCUCAAGGCAAGCGGGCUGCUUUGUGGAUAAUGAAGGGCAUACGAAAAGUGGUUUGAGUAGCUGGGCACGAGUUCGG